AUGAAGUGGUGGUUCUCAGUGUCUAUGAGAGAGCCUCUGAUCAGGGUGGGUCCCCGAACACAAUCUAGCUCCACAGUGAGAGCCUAUCAAACCAGUAAAUCUCGAGUGACCAUGAGCCCUGGCUUCAGCUCCCAAUGGAACAGCAGCCAACCAGCCUGGAAUACAUACUCCUUUCCAAGAGCAAGCUUGCACUAUCAAUCCCACGCCAGCUAUACCUACUGUACUGGACACCCUGCUCAGUCCUAUGCACCAGCUCCCCACCCCAUGGCUCCUCCCAGCCCCAGCACAAACAGCAGCAGCAACCACAGCAGCAGCAACAGCAGCGGGGAACAGUUGAGUAAAACCAACCUGUACAUUCGAGGCCUCCCACCAGGCACCACUGACCAGGACCUAAUCAAGCUGUGCCAACCGUAUGGAAAAAUCGUAUCCACAAAGGCAAUCCUUGACAAAAACACAAAUCAGUGCAAAGGGUAUGGUUUUGUAGAUUUCGACAGCCCAGCAGCCGCACAGAAAGCAGUAGCGUCUCUCAAGGCAAAUGGCGUGCAGGCACAGAUGGCCAAGCAACAAGAGCAAGACCCAACAAACCUAUACAUCUCAAAUCUCCCCAUUUCUAUGGAUGAGCAGGAACUUGAGAAUAUGCUGAAACCCUUUGGACAUGUCAUUUCCACGAGAAUACUAAGAGAUGCUAAUGGAGUCAGCAGAGGCGUUGGCUUUGCCAGAAUGGAGUCUACUGAAAAAUGUGAAGUGGUAAUUCAACAUUUUAAUGGAAAAUAUCUGAAAACACCACCAGGAAUCCCAGCCCCUAGUGAGCCUUUACUGUGCAAAUUCGCUGAUGGAGGACAAAAGAAGCGACAGAAUCAAAGUAAAUACACCCAGAAUGGAAGGCCUUGGCCCAGGGAAGGAGAGGCUGGCAUGGCCCUGACCUAUGACCCCACAGCUGCCAUACAGAAUGGAUUUUAUUCUUCACCGUACAGUAUUGCAACCAACCGCAUGAUUCCACAGACAUCCAUCACGCCAUUCAUUGCUGCUUCCCCUGUCUCCACAUAUCAGGUCCAGAGUACUUCAUGGAUGCCUCAUCCGCCAUACGUUAUGCAACCAACAGGUGCUGUGAUUACGCCAGCGAUGGACCAUCCGAUGUCAAUGCAGCCAGCAAACAUGAUGGGCCCCCUGACACAACAGAUGAACCACCUUUCGUUGGGUACCACAGGAACGUACAUGACUGCCGCGGCUCCUAUGCAAGGGACCUACAUCCCCCAGUACACGCCUGUGCCUCCGACAGCUGUUUCCAUUGAAGGUGUUGUGGCUGAUACCUCUCCCCAGACAGUGGCACCUUCGUCCCAGGACACGAGUGGUCAGCAGCAGCAGAUAGCAGUGGACACAGCCAGCGAGCAUGCAUCUGCAUAUUCCUACCAACAGUCCAAACCAUAA
Molecule: messenger RNA, 1428 nt
Organism: Rangifer tarandus platyrhynchus (Svalbard reindeer)
Lineage: Eukaryota; Metazoa; Chordata; Mammalia; Artiodactyla; Cervidae
Source: the annotation of a GenBank genome assembly